AUGACCAUAUUACCCAAGCAAGUAUUGGUAGCACACAAAGUAGCGAACUCCAAUAUUCACGAUGUCAAUCUAUUAACAUAUGACGAAGCAAUUUGCCUCUUGAGUAGGUGUGCAUUUGGGAAAGAGAGUCCAAAUCCUGGGUACGAAAAGCUAUCAAGAGACAUUGUAAGUUAUGCUGCUGGUCUCCCCUUGACAAUCACAGUUUUGGGUGCGUUUCUCUGUAAUGCAAAUGAGCGUGUAUGGAUAGAUACCUUUGCAAGACUUGAAAAAAUUCCAUUGGAUGAAACUCUACGAAAGCUGGAAUUCAGCUAUAUGGGUCUAGAUAUCGAUUGCAAGGAAAUAUUCCUAGAUGUUGCAUGCAUAUUGAAAGGUUGGAAGGAAGAAAAAGCAAUCAUAGCGCUUGAAAGCCGUGGAUUUCAUGCUAUACAUGGUUUGACUGUUCUUCAGAACAGAUCUCUCGUAACUAUUUAUAAAUAUGGGUACUUGAUGAUGCAUGACCAUAUAGAAGAAAUGAGGAGAUACAUUGUUCGUCGUUUGAACCUUAAUGAGCCUGGAAGACACUCUCGAUUGUGGAUUAAGAAGGAAAUUGAAGAUAUAUUGGUUAACGAUUUGGGGACUGAAGCAACAUGUAUAGAKUUGUUCACGACAAAAGUCAAUMAAAAAACUAUUAUGAAAGGYCUUARAAAGAUGGAGAAACUUCGAUUUCUUCACGUGAUCGACUGUGCAAUAGAUUUGGACUUUGAUGAAGAUGGCGGUUACUUACCAGAUUCUUUGCAAWAUMUGAAGUUCCAACAUUGUCGUUUACAUGUUUUACCGAAAACAUUUCAAGGAAGUAAUCUUGUUGCUCUUGAAAUUUGGGGCAUGAAACAACUUUGGGAAGGGGGAAAGAGAAAGGUUCUUCCCAAACUCCGAUUCCUUACGCUCCGUUGGUCAAGUUUGAGGACCUUUGACCUUGGGCUAACUACAAAUCUCGAGAUAUUAGAUCUUGAAUAUAGUCGUGAUUUGGUAGAAUUUCACAUGCCUCUUCCAUGCCCAAAACUCAAAUCCCUCAAACUCAGUAGUUCAAAGUUGAGUACCCUUGACCUUAAGUUGGUUCCGAAUAUCGAGACAUUGAAUCUUAUGGAAUGUUUAGAUUUGGUAGAACUUCACAUUCCAUUUGAAUGUCCACAACUCAAAUUCAUCAACGUGAGUAGUCCAAAGUUGAGGUCCCUUGACCUUAAGUUGGUUUCGAAUAUCGAGACGUUAAAUCUUAAUGRKUGUUGUGAUUUGGUAGAACUUGUCAUGCCAUGUAAAUGUCCACAACUCACAUCCCUCAACCUGAGUGGUUCAAAGUUGAGGUCUCUUGACCUUAGGUUGGUUUCGAAUAUCGAGACACUGAAUCUUCAUGGAUGUAAGGAUUUGGUAGAACUUUGCAUCCACCGUGAAUGUCUACAUCUCAAAUCCCUCGACUUGAGUUGUCCACCUUCUUUGAGGUCCCUUAACCUUGGACCAACUUCGGAUUUCGAGAUAUUGAAAUUAGAAGAAUGUGAUUAUUUGGUAGAACAUGACAUGUUCCUUGAAUGUCAACAACUCAAAUCCCUUGUCCUCGAUAUUCCAAUGUUGAGGACCCUUGACAUUGGGUCAAUUCCGAAUCUCGAGACAUUAAAACUUCAAGGAUGUUAUAAUUUGGUGGAACUUCGCAUGCACGAUGAACGUUGCAAACUAAGAACCCUCAGCCUUGGAUGUCCACAGUUGAGGACCUUUGACCUUGGGAUGACUCGGAAUCUUGAGGCUUUGACUCUUGAUGGGCAUGAUGAUUUGGUACAACUUCUCGAUUCCGUCAAAUAUCAACAACUCGAAGACCUCGAAGGAUGUCGUUUUUAUGAAGCUAUCACACAAGAAUGGACUCAGCAGGUGCAGGAUAUGAUUUGGAAUUAUCAUGAUGAGGCUGCAGCCCAGAAACAACAGUCACGUUUGGCGGUUUUCUGGGAUCGAUUGGAAAAACUGUCGAGAGGGAGACGGGGACGAGAACCAGAGGAUAGAAAUCGGAGGGCAGAACCAGAAACAGAGAAAGAGAGCAGAAAUCGAUCGAUUGAGAGGGAGCAGGACGGGAAACUGUCGAGGAGGAGGGAGCAAGACAGGAAGCCGAUCGGGAGAGGGAUUGAUCAGAAAUCGACCAGCAGAGAGAGUAAGCAGAAACUGUUGAUCGAGAGGGAUUGA
Messenger RNA from Cynara cardunculus var. scolymus (artichoke), 2199 nucleotides. RefSeq names its product TMV resistance protein N-like. Bases 1 to 2199 code for a protein of 732 amino acids. Gene Ontology annotation, biological process: defense response. The record is from RefSeq and is a predicted model, not a curated record. The transcript is spliced from 5 exons. NCBI's taxonomy places the organism in Eukaryota, Viridiplantae, Streptophyta, Magnoliopsida, Asterales, Asteraceae. Gene Ontology annotation, molecular function: ADP binding.